This is a messenger RNA of Platichthys flesus (European flounder), 467 nucleotides long. RefSeq names its product gonadotropin-releasing hormone 3 (gene gnrh3). The transcript has 3 exons. Lineage: Eukaryota; Metazoa; Chordata; Actinopteri; Pleuronectiformes; Pleuronectidae. The record is from RefSeq and is a predicted model, not a curated record. Gene Ontology annotation, cellular component: extracellular region. The coding region runs from base 121 to 393 and encodes 90 amino acids. Gene Ontology annotation, molecular function: hormone activity. Gene Ontology annotation, biological process: multicellular organism development.
AUUACAUUUCCUAUUAAUUUACUGUCUGAACUGCUGUUUACUAAUCGCUUCAUAACCCCUGGUCUGUGAGAUGCAUGUGUGAGGAGAUCAUUACAAUAUGUGGCUUCCUCUGCAGCUCUGAUGGAAGCAAGCAGCAGAGUGGCGGUGCAGGUGUUGCUGUUGACGUUGAUGGUUCAGGUCGCCCUGUCCCAGCACUGGUCCUAUGGAUGGCUUCCAGGUGGGAAGAGGAGUGUGGGGGAGCUGGAGGCGACCAUCAGGAUGAUGGGCACAGGCGGAGUGGUGUCUCUUCCCGAGGAGGCGAGUGCCCAAGCCCAAGAGAGACCUCGACCAUACAAUGUAAUUGAUGAUGGUCCCAGGCACUUUCACCGAAAGAAAAGGUUCCCUGAUAAUUGAAGAGAAGGAAGCAACACACUGUCUUUACAUUGUGAUGGGUCGGAAUGCAAGAUGUUGACUUCAAUGAAUGUAUU